Messenger RNA from Ipomoea nil (Japanese morning glory), 2078 nucleotides. Its product is annotated as decapping nuclease DXO homolog, chloroplastic. Bases 139 to 1710 code for a protein of 523 amino acids. The record is from RefSeq and is a predicted model, not a curated record. Gene Ontology annotation, biological process: nuclear-transcribed mRNA catabolic process; NAD-cap decapping. Gene Ontology annotation, molecular function: mRNA 5'-diphosphatase activity. Gene Ontology annotation, cellular component: nucleus; cytosol. Lineage: Eukaryota; Viridiplantae; Streptophyta; Magnoliopsida; Solanales; Convolvulaceae. The transcript has 13 exons.
GAGUCACCCUCCGGAUCGGCCCUUCACUGCCCGGCCCCACGCCGUAUAAAAGCCUCCUAACCUCCCGACGAAGAUCAAAAUCCCGGCCACCUCCAACCCCAUCUGCCGAUCCGCCGCCGUGAGAGAGAGUAGCAGAGAAUGAAUACCAACUUUGCCGCAGAGCUAUUCGGCGAAGAAGACGACGAAGAAAACUACUCAAACGACGAGCAACAGAACAAACCACAGCAACGCCAAUCCUCCGCUUCGCAAUCCUCGGCUACAUCGUCGUCCGCCGCCUCUUCCUCCGCCUCUUCCGGCGGCUCUUCCUCGCCGUCCUCCUCCAACAGAAGUAGCAGCGCUAGCGGGAGCCGGAGUGACAGCGGCGGAGAAGAGGACGAUAAUGGAGAAGUGAGGUCUUCUCUUAACAGUAACAUUAAUAGUCACUCCAAGUAUGGGAAUGAGGAUGAUGAUUCCGAUAAGGAUCUGUUUGGCUCAGAUAAUGAGGAGUAUGUAAAAACCCCUGCUACUAGUACCUAUCCGGUCCCCGUUUUGCCCCCUGUACGAAAUACAAACAACCCCACAAGAGGAGGCUUUGGGCGUGGACGUUGGCAAAAUGGUAGAGGAAAUGGAAUCCUUCCUUCACCCAAUUAUCCACCAAGGCAGAAUUAUGGCUAUGGUAGAGGAAAUGCCCCUCGUGAUGAGCGUUUUGUUUCUGAACUGAAGUUUGCAAAGAGUGAAGAAACAUUAGCAAGAAAAUCCACAGCAAUCCAAGAGCCUUGUGAACUUGCUUGCUAUAGUCGUGUACAAGAUGGAGAUGUCUACUUUGAUGAUCGCAGCUUGAGGCUAUUUAAACGUCUUAUUACUGAAGAUAUUGGAUCUGACCUAAAUGAAGGCUUUGAUACUUUCACUGAGAAGAGAGAUUUGGGCUCUCAGGGCUUCGGUGACCUUCUGGCCUGCAUUAGGAAUAAGAAUAUCCCCCUUGAUAGGAUGCACUUUGUGACAUAUCGCAAUAACCUUAAUAAGAUAAUGGCUACUGCUUAUAUAAGGAAUGAGCCUUGGGAAAUGGGAGUUCACAAAAGGAAAGGUGUUGUCUAUCUGGAUGUGCAUAAAUUACCAGAGAGGCCAAAGAGUGAGCUAGAUAGAAGAAGGUGUUACUGGGGCUAUUGUUUUGAGAGCCUUGCCACUGAAGAUCCUGGUAGAUCUGAUGGAGAUAGGAUUCAUGACAUUGAUGCCAAUGUUGAAUAUUGUGCUGUAAUUAAAACCAAAAUAGGGGCUCACCGCAUUUUGAUGGGGGCUGAAAUGGAUUGUUGUGAUUCCAGGGAUGACGGAAGAAGAUUCUAUGUUGAACUAAAAACAAGUCGUGAGUUGUUGGAUCAUCGUACCGAGGAAAUAUUUGAGAGGGAGAAAUUACUCAAGUUUUGGAUCCAGUCAUUCCUUGCUGGAGUACCUUACAUUGUUGUUGGUUUUAGGGAUGAUAAUGGUAGACUUGUCCGCACUGAGAGAUUGAGAACUAAUGAGAUCACACAAAGGGUAAAAAUGAAAAGUUACUGGCAGGGCGGUGUAUGUCUUGCAUUUGCAGACGAGGUUCUAUGCUGGCUUUACGGGACAGUAAAGGAAAACGAAGACUACAUCUUGCAGUUCACUCCACAUUCGAACCGGCUGGAGCUUCUACGUGGUCCAUCCUGCCCGGACGCAAUUACUCACCAUGUUCAACAACUAGAGAGCUUUUGAGUUUGCCGCAGAAUGAAAACCACAGAUCUGAACAUACAAAGAACUGGAAUCAGAUCAGACCACUUUUUUUUGCAGUUUUUUGUCAUCAACUAUAACCACCACACAUUGAAAAUGUUCUUGGAUGAACAUAUACAUUUUGCCAAGGUGUUACAAGAACAAGAAGACAAUAGUUUUGUUCUUCUUAACACCCAUUUGGGUUUUGAGCCUGUAACCACCACCCACUGUGAAAUGUUGAGUAUUGUUGGAUGUCAGAAUAGGCUUAUGGACAACUUUGCUACCUUGUUUUGGUGGAUUAUUGAAAGACACUAAUUCGGUUUAUCUUUUUAAUUUGUGUGUAUAAUAUGCAGAUAAUGUUUUUGCUGGAUAAU